AUGUCGCAGGACUCGCUGCGUGCUGCAUUGUCUGACGAUGCUCCGGCAAAUCGCAGCGGUUCGGAUGACUAUGUCUCUGCCCGCCAUCCAUCUCGUCGGCCACCAUUGCGAGCUCGUCCGCAGUCCUGGCAUCCAUAUGGUCCCGUGGAACCACCCCUUGACGCUUCUGCGCGCUCGAUUGGCGUCCACUCCAUCCUGAACCCCCCAGCUCAGGCAGUCGAUGUAGCUGGGGGUCGCGAACCGUUGAAUUUUCCAGGACCAGCAUCGCCUCGACCUCGACCUCGACAAGGAUCCUCGCCGGCUCCGCGGGCUCUUCACGGUAUGCAACCGUUGUCUCCGAGGUCUCAUUCCCGGGGACUCAUGAACCCUAGCUCGCCGUCAGCGAGGUUCGUUAGUGGCAGUGGUCGGAAAUCAGGGCAGUCAAGUGUCUCUCACUCGCCGUUGGUGGCCCAAGAACCACCACCGCUCAGUACUCGACAACAUCCCCCACCCAGCUCGCCGCUCCCUCUUGAUGCAGUACUUCGACCUCUCUCGUCACUGCCGACCACCCAGCCCGCAACGUCGACGUCCCUUCACUCGACAGCAAGCAUCCACUCACGACGAGCCAGCGCCGGCCCCGGUGCAGCGACGGACCCCAACUCGCAGGAAACGAGCCCCAUCACGCCGCACUCCAGCUAUGGUCAUUUUGUGGUUUCCCCAGCACAGGCAAAUGCAUCGAUGCCACCAAGUAUACCACCAUACUCCGCCUCGACACCCUACAUGACGAUAGAAGCUAUCAAUCGAUCAACCACUGCGACAGCCGGCCCCCGCGUGAAGGAAGAACCAAUAAGCCAAAGCAACAACCUAUCCUCUGGGCUAAUCCCUUGCGUACUAGACCUGAAGUCCGGCUCCUCUAGCCAGGCUGAGAAACGCAAAGCAAACAGUGACGCCUCGAGACGAUUCCGCAACCGCAAGCGCAACGAAAUGCAGCUCGAGCAGCGCCUGGCGGCUCAGCAGGAUGAAAUCACACGGCAUAUAGAAAAUGUCCGCCGACAAUCAGAAGAAAUUCGCUCUCUCGUGCAGCAAAGAGAUCACUAUCGCUCCGAACGCGAUUUCUUUCGCGAUCAUCUCGGCCGAUCCAUGUCAUUGAGCACUUUGCCUCCACGUCCUGCGUCUCCGGCUCUUCCUCCUGACACGGGGGUCUCUUGGUCUGGUGAUGCAUCUCGUCCACCUGCGCAGUCGGGUCGAAUCCUCGAGGGCCGUCCGCAGGCCAGUUGGCCCGGUAGUCCAGCGGCGUCGUACUCACCUACUUCGUCUGCGAGAAGCCUUGCGCCUUCGGGUCCACCACCUGUAUCGGGCACCCCGCUACCUCCAUUCCAAGGGUCGUGGUCGAGGCAAUGA
Molecule: messenger RNA, 1380 nt
Organism: Penicillium argentinense
Lineage: Eukaryota; Fungi; Ascomycota; Eurotiomycetes; Eurotiales; Aspergillaceae
Exons: 1
Coding region: 1-1380 (459 amino acids)
Biological process (GO): regulation of DNA-templated transcription
Molecular function (GO): DNA-binding transcription factor activity
Source: RefSeq, a predicted model, not a curated record